CCAAUCAUCUCGCCCGUUCUUCAAACAACGUCAUGCUAAGGAAGUGCCAAAGAAGCAGAGGCAGUGUGGUGUGUGUGGGUCCUAUAGCCAGCUAUACCUGGCUUUAAAGCGACACAAACUACACAAAAAGUGCAUGAUAGUCUUCUCAUAUUACUGUUACAUGUAGAUAACCUGCGCUCUGACAAUGGGAGCGAACAACAGUACCCGCAGAGUGUCAUUUGAGUCAGACGAGAACGAGAAUAUAUCGGUGGUGAAGGGCAUCCGGCUUUCUGAGAAUGUCAUCAACCGCAUGAGGGAACCUGAAGCUCCACCUAAACACCACCAUGCUCCCUCUCCACCACCUCCCGUGGCACCUCCCCUCACUCCUCCUCUCCUGCGGCCAGUGUCUCCCCUCUUUGACCCGAUCAUCUCCUUGCCUCCUCUCCCUCCUCUUGUAGAACCCGUUGCUCCUCCAGCUCCUCCUCCACCAGCUCCAUCUGCCACAGUGACUGUGGCUGCACCUCCACCACCUCCUCCUCAACCUCCUAUAGUACAGGUAGCAGCACCCACCAUCAUUGACAUGGUGCUCCCAUCCUCAUCACCCCCAGCUGCUGCUGCUGCUGCUGCUCCUGCUUUUGAGCCUGUGGCGGCACCUCCUCCACCUGCUCCUGCUGCUGUUGAGCCAGUAAUUUUGCCUACAUCUCCCCCUCCUCCUGCUGCUCCCGUUGCUCCCUGCCAUGCCCCAGCUAUGGUGGAAGCGAUCACUUCGCUUGCUCCUCCUCCGCUUGCAAUCGAAUCUUCUCCUCCUUCCAUAAAUCAAUCCAUUGCUUCUUCUCCUCCAGUAAUUGAACCCAUUGCUCCUCCACAUGUGAUUGAACCCAUUGCUCCUCCAUCUGUAGCUGAACCCAUACCACCUCCUAUUACUUUCAAGGUGGAACCGAUCAUUGCUCCCCCUCCUCCCGAAUUGGAACCCCUCUCUUCCCCUCCUGUUUUUGAGCCUGUCAUCAUCCCGCCACCACCCCUGCAUCCUUCAGGGGACACUUUGACCCCACAUCCUGCUGAGCUAUUCGCUGCACCUCCCCUGCCUGAGUAUACUGCUCCUUGUGAACCAGUUGCACCUCCUCCUCAGCCCCGAGUGGAGCCAGUAUCCCUUGCUCCUGUCCCCGAGCCAGUGGUGGUUCCUGAGUCAGUUUUGGUCCCACCACCACCUCCUGCUGCACCAGUCGUUGACGAAGAGGCCCUGAGGAAGAAGAUCACUGAUGAGCUGUAUAAAGGCUUGGAGCAGGAUAGGGCCAAGGCGGAGCAAGAGCUGCAAGCCUGGGUUGAGUCGGAGAAGGCCCGGGCAGCAGCCCAGGCUCAGGAUGAUGCCCAGUCCCAGGUGCAGGACGACGUGUCCAGGAUCCUGUCUGUGGAGCGGGCCGUGGCCAAGGAGAGCAUCCAGCAGGCUGUAAUAAGAGAGAGGAUCGCCACCGAGGACGAGAGACGCCGCGCUCAACUCUAUGAGAUUGGACGGAAGGCCAAGCAGCUGGGUGCCAGAGAAGCAGACCUAAACAAGCAGGAUGCUUUCUACAGAGAGCAGGUGGCCCGGCUGGAGGAGAGGAGUGCUCAGUUCUACAAGGUCACCACGGAGAACUACCAUAAAGCUGCCGACCACGUGAACGCCAAGUUCAAGCGGUAUGAGGCGUACCCCGUGUGCGCAGACCUUCAGGGCCAGAUCCUCGCGUGCUACAAGGAGAACGUCGGAAAAACCCUCAACUGCUCCAACAUAGCGACCCUCUACCUGCAGUGUGUCAACAACGCCAAACAGAAUAACAAGUACGCGCAUGCACCCUCAUGGACAGAUGAUAUAAAUGAAAUGUAACUGACACGGACUCAUCUCAUCCACCGUUAUUAAGUUGAACAAGUUGAGGACCGGGGGUUAAAGGAAAGAGAGAGGAAGAAAGAGAGUUUAUUGUGUGGGAUUACUGAUUAUCGACCGACUGACAAGACAGACCAAAACCGGAGUGGAGGAAGCGAGGAAUGAGUCAGCACCACGACACACACCCUCAAAACCCCGCCGUGGAACCGGACCAGACUAGAGGCACCGAAACACAGCACCCUGAUAGAGAAAUAGACACGUUUUCCCCUUGAUCUCCUUCCCCACCUCCUUUACCCUUGUUGUCUAUCUCUCCUCUAGUAUGUAGGAAGGCGGUGACACUGUCCGUCAAUUUGGAGAAACAGCAGGGACUGACGGGACCCAGCAUGCCCUGAGCUCGGCCCGCUAGAAGAAGGACAGUAAAUAUGAACCGGAACGAUCACAAGAAAAGCAAAACCACUUCACCUCUCACUUCACCACUUGUUAGGCAAAAAACAAAAGUCUAUUUUUACUAUUAAAAAGUCAGUCUUAUUUUGUGGUCCAUAAUUCAGUGUUCUCCCGCUCCUAAUGCACUAUCCUGUACACACAUGUUUCUUCUUUGCAUCUGCUCGUUGUGAGUUUGUGUUAUGUUAAUAAUGUACGUGUUGAGUAUUCAUCCCGACCGACACUUGUGACAAUGUUCUGAUCAGAGGAAAAAUAAAAGAACGAAACGAUGCAGCAA
Molecule: messenger RNA, 2555 nt
Organism: Sebastes umbrosus (honeycomb rockfish)
Lineage: Eukaryota; Metazoa; Chordata; Actinopteri; Perciformes; Sebastidae
Gene: chchd3a
Product: coiled-coil-helix-coiled-coil-helix domain containing 3a
Exons: 11
Coding region: 185-1840 (551 amino acids)
Biological process (GO): inner mitochondrial membrane organization
Cellular component (GO): mitochondrion; MICOS complex
Source: RefSeq, a predicted model, not a curated record